AUGACACCGGUGCUGUACUAUCUGCCACCAUCGCCUCCCUGCCGAUCGGUGCUACUGCUGGCCAAAAUGAUCGGUGUCGAGCUGGAACUGAAGGCCCUCAACGUCAUGGAGGGCGAACAGCUAAGGCCAGACUUUGUGGAACUCAACCCCCAGCACUGCAUACCGACGCUGGACGAUCACGGGCUGGUACUGUGGGAAAGUCGAGUUAUUUUAUCGUACUUGGUGUCAGCUUACGGUAAGGACGAGAAUCUCUACCCGAAGGAUUUCCGCUCCCGUGCCAUCGUCGAUCAGCGGUUGCAUUUCGAUCUCGGCACACUCUACCAACGGGUCGUCGAUUACUAUUUUCCAACCAUCCAGCUCGGUGCACAUCUAGACCAAACGAAGAAGGCAAAAUUAGCGGAAGCGCUCGGUUGGUUCGAGGCAAUGCUGAAACAGUACCAAUGGUCGGCGGCUAACCAUUUCACGAUAGCGGACAUCGCGCUGUGCGUGACGGUGUCGCAAAUAGAAGCAUUCCAGUUCGAUCUCCAUCCCUAUCCGCGUGUCCGUGCCUGGCUGCAGAAGUGUAAGGAUGAGCUGCAGGGCCACGGUUAUAACGAGAUCAACGAAACCGGUGCCGAAACGUUAGCGGGACUGUUUCGAUCAAAGCUGAAGCAGUAG
Molecule: messenger RNA, 657 nt
Organism: Anopheles marshallii
Lineage: Eukaryota; Metazoa; Arthropoda; Insecta; Diptera; Culicidae
Product: glutathione S-transferase D7
Exons: 3
Coding region: 1-657 (218 amino acids)
Biological process (GO): glutathione metabolic process
Molecular function (GO): glutathione transferase activity
Source: RefSeq, a predicted model, not a curated record